AUUUUUUUUUACGAUCCCUUAAAAUGGGAAUUGCAUCUCUUCCGCGUCUAUAUGAAAGUCGCUCGGCAUGGCUUAAUGCUCUUGCAUUUGAACUUUCUGCUUUCCUUUUUUUCUUCGCUUUCUUACGGUACCCACAGUCGCUGUUGUACCUGGGCGCUGUGUCCCUACAGGCGGCGUGCCACUGCCCUAAAGCUUCGUUUCAUUGGCUCUGACACGUUCUCUGCUGUGUCAGUAUGGCUCGGUGACAGCGCUCGGCAAUGGCGCAUGCGCGCUUCGCUCACGCCUCAGUCUUUUUGCAAGUCGGGUUCAGUUCAGUACGAGACCAUGUCCGCCAUCAAGCUUGUACUCUUUACCCUUUCAUUUAAAGCAGCGUCUUCAUGAAAUUGUAACGAUAAGAGGCCUUAAGCAUGGUCAGCUUGGGCGCAGUUCAGGUGAAGUUGGAGCUCGGCCACCGCGCCCAGGUCCGAAAGAAACCCACUGUGGAGGGCUUCACUCACGACUGGAUGGUAUUCGUCAGAGGACCAGAGCACAGCAACAUCCAGCACUUCGUGGAGAAGGUCGUGUUUCACCUUCACGAGAGCUUCCCGAGACCCAAGAGAGUUUGUAAAGACCCACCUUAUAAAGUGGAAGAGUCCGGCUAUGCUGGUUUUAUUUUGCCAAUUGAAGUCUACUUCAGAAAUAAGGAAGAGCCCAAGAAAGUGAGAUUUGACUACGAUUUGUUUCUUCACCUUGAAGGCCACCCUCCUGUAAACCACCUUCGCUGUGAAAAACUCACAUUCAAUAAUCCCACUGAAGAAUUCAGGAGAAAGCUGCUAAAAGCAGGAGGGCAACGAAAUCCCCAUAAGAGGAGUGCAGAGGACCCAAAAGUCAUGGUCAUGCAAGAAGGAUCCACAUCUCUCUUUGGACAAAGCCAGCAGCUCCCUGCCCUUCCUAGUAAUUCCUUGUCAUUUUUGGAGUCUAAAAGCAAGAAGUCCUCUCAUGGGUCAAAGGAACUCUCCAAGUGUGGUGGUAGUACGCUCACUACCACAACUGCUACAAAUAGCAGCUUUUCAAAAAUUCAUAAAUCCACAAAAGAGCACAAGGACAAAUCUCUUAAGGACUCAAAAGAUCAUAGAAGUGCCUUGAAAGAACCUUGCAGGGAACUCGGUAAACUUUCCAAAGAUUCCAAGAAACCCAAAGAAAACCGACCACUUAAAGAUGAAAAACUUAUUCCGAAAAUGGCCUUUAAGGAGCCUAAGCCUAUGUCCAAGGAACCUAAAGUAGAAGCAAGUAAUGUCCACAGUGGUGGAACAGUAAUCCUGCAUAAUGACAGAAAGGUCCCAAGCAAAAGGCCACCUAAUACUGACACCGAACUUGUGACCAAAAAGAGAAAAAAGAGUAGCUCAGAGAACUUGCUAAAAUCCAGCUCCAGCACAUCUCCAGCCCAUCUUUCCUGUGAUAAAAGACAGGUAAAGGACAAAACCCAAUUCCGACCAUCAAAACUUAAAAUAGAGCUUGAAGCAUCAGAGAAAAAGAGGCCAACUUUACCACCUUUUGAAGAUGUUGUUGAUCCAAAUGAUUCUGAUAUGGAAGAUAAUAUGUCUGUCAAAUCAGAGUCUGCACAUCACAGCCCAGCAAGCUCCAGCUCUAGUUCAAGCUCUAGCUCUGGUUUUACUCCCUCCCAGACCAGCAGACAAGUUUUAGAUCCUUUGGGAUCAAUAAUGCAAGAUCUUCAUUCAGAUGACAAUGAAGAAGAAUCAGAAGAUGAGGAUGACAAUGACAAUGAUUCUGAUAUUGAGAGACCAGUGCACACACAGAUAAUGCAUAGAAACCGAAGGGUUAGCUUGAGUGACGGCAGUGAUAGUGACAACAGUGCUGCUUCUUCACCACCGCCUCAUAGUGAAACACCAGCUUUACUCAAAACAAGCAAUAACCAGAUUUUAGAAGUUAAAAGUCCAAUAAAACAAAUGAAACCUGAAAAAACAGUUAAGAAUGGUGACUGUGAAAAGGGUAUUUCAGGUUAUUACCAGAAGAUUAACAACUCAAUUUGCACUGCUGAAGAUAUUACCAAACAAAAUCAGGAAUAUCUAGAUGAGUUGGUGGAUCUUCACAGAAGAUUGAUGGCACUGAGAGAGAGACACAUACUUCAGCAGAUUGUUAACCUAAUAGAAGAAACUGGACAUUUUCACAUAACAAACACAACAUUUGACUUUGAUCUAUGUUCACUGGACAAAACUACAGUACGGAAACUGCAAAGUUACCUCGAGAAGUCUGGAACUUCCUGAGGUGUGUCACAAAGUGGCAGGACUUUGGAGAGAAAUUACUGCAUCUGAAAAAAUAAAAAAAUAAAAGUUGCUUAGUACUUGAAUUAAGCUUUAUUUUUAAAGCAUUCUGCAUCUCUAAUCAAAGAGGAGAAAUCUGUCGAAGGAGAAAAAUGCUAAUAUCAAUUUUUGCAGGAAAUAUCUGAAAGCAUUUCACCUGGAAAGCCUUGAAUAUUUUUUUUAAAAAGAGACAAAAAAAAAACCCUUGCUCUUAAUGAAUGUCUCCGGUUAUCAUAAAUGUCUGCGUGAUAUUCUGUUUGUGAUGAAUGCAUGUUUAACACUGCCUUAUUACAUUAUGGACUAUUUAUUAUAUGUCAUAUACCUGACUUUGCAUAGGGAAUGACACUACUUUUACAUUUUCAGAAAA
Molecule: messenger RNA, 2667 nt
Organism: Polypterus senegalus (gray bichir)
Lineage: Eukaryota; Metazoa; Chordata; Cladistia; Polypteriformes; Polypteridae
Gene: mllt3
Product: MLLT3 super elongation complex subunit
Exons: 14
Coding region: 408-2264 (618 amino acids)
Biological process (GO): regulation of DNA-templated transcription
Cellular component (GO): super elongation complex
Source: RefSeq, a predicted model, not a curated record